UUCCCUGAGCAAGAGAUGCUGAGACCUUCUUUUCCCCAAGUGGGAUUCUGUUUUUCUUUUCAUCCUCAGCAUUCAACCUACGUCACUCCCUCACUUUUAAAAUCCAAAAUGUGGAGAAGGGUUAUCUGUGAUAGAUUUCUUCCUUGAUGUUUAGAGACCUGCUUUUCACAAUGCUUCAUGCACAUUUAGUGCCUUGAGGAUUUUAAUCAUUGCACUGUGCAUGCAUGUCUCAUACCCAAAGUGGUCACAGCUCCUGCAUUUCCACAAUAGCAGCUGCACAAAGCAGAGCCUUCCAGGUUUCCUAUCAGACUGGUGCUUCCUUUCCCUCUUCAGUUUGGAGCAAAUGUUGUCCUGGAUCACUUUCUGGAUUUUUGUUUUAAUCUUCCUGAAUCCAUGCCAUGGAUAACAUAGAGUUUAUCGUGGUUCGCGUUGGGCAGGAUUGGCAAAGUUCUUGGAUACUUCUAAGGAUUGUGUUGCAAAUAUAUUAUCCCUGGGAAUAUGAGUUAAUUUAGACUUUGCUUUGGGAAGAAUGUCUGUUCUCUCUGCCAAUAAUGUAUAACAGUAACAAAUUUAAUGGCAGACCUCGAAGUAUAUAAAAAUUUAAGCCCAGAAAAAGUUGAAAGAUGUAUGAGUGUAAUGCAGUCUGGGACUCAGAUGGUUAAACUGAAGAAUGGAGCCAAAGGCCUCGUGCGCCUUUUUUACCUUGAUGAACACAGGACUUGCAUCAGAUGGAGGCCGUCCAGGAAAAGUGAAAAGGCAAAGAUUGUAAUUGAUUCUAUCUACAAAGUCACUGAAGGCCGUCAAUCGGAAAUAUUCCAUCGCCAUGCUGAAGGCAACUUUGAUCCAAGCUGCUGCUUUACCAUUUACCACGGGAACCAUAUGGAUCCGCUGGAUCUGAUCACCUCUAACCCAGAGGAAGCACGCACUUGGAUCACUGGGCUAAAAUACUUAAUGGCCGGGAUAAGUGAUGAAGACUCGCUUGCUAAACGACAGAGGACACAUGAUCAUUGGGUGAAGCAGACCUUUGAGGAAGCAGACAAGAAUGGUGAUGGCUUGCUGAAUAUUGAAGAGAUCCACCAGUUGAUGCAUAAACUGAACGUCAACCUGCCCCGGAGAAAAGUAAGACAAAUGUUUCAGGAGGCUGACACAGAUGACAAUCAAGGUACCUUAACCUUUGAAGAGUUUUCUGUGUUUUACAAGAUGAUGUCAUUAAGACGUGACCUCUACUUGCUGCUUUUGAGCUACAGUGACAAGAAAGAUCACCUCACAGUUGAGGAGUUUGCUCAGUUCCUGAAGGUAGAACAAAAGAUGAAUAAUGUGACAACAGAGUAUUGUCUGGACAUCAUUCGGAAAUUUGAAAUUUCAGAAGAAAACAAGACCCAAAAUGUUUUGGGCAUAGAAGGAUUUACCAACUUCAUGCGCAGCCCUGCCUGUGAUGUAUUCAACCCACUACACAGCGAAGUAUACCAAGAUAUGGAUCAACCCCUCUGCAAUUAUUACAUUGCUUCUUCUCACAACACCUAUCUAACUGGAGACCAGCUUCUCUCUCAGUCAAAAGUUGAGAUGUAUGCCCGAGUCCUACAAGAUGGCUGCCGAUGUCUUGAAGUGGACUGCUGGGAUGGCCCAGAUGGGGAGCCAGUUGUGCAUCAUGGUUAUACUCUGACUUCCAAAAUACUUUUUAAGGAUGUUGUGGAAGUGAUCAACAAAAAUGCUUUUGCCAAAAACGAGUUUCCAAUUAUACUGUCUAUUGAAAAUCACUGCAGUAUUCAACAGCAAAAGAAAAUUGCUCAAUACCUCAAGGAGAUUUUCAGUGACAAACUGGACUUGGCUUCUGUCAGCAGUGGGGAUUCCAAGCAGCUUCCAAGUCCUCAGAGUCUGAAAGGCAAAAUCCUAGUCAAGGGUAAAAAGCUCCCCUAUAGUCUUGGUGCAGAUGCUGAAGAAGGAGACGUUUCUGAUGAAGAUAGUGCUGAUGAAAUUGAAGAUGACUGCAAGUUAAAGCUCUCUUAUAGUAAUGGCACCACUGAGCACCAGAUGGAAUCUUUUAUAAGGAAGAAACUUGAAUCCUUGUUAAAGGAAUCUCAGAUCAGGGACAAAGAAGACCCCGACAGCUUUACUGUGAGGGCACUCUUAAAAGCAACACAUGAGGGCUUAAAUGUAAAAUUCAAACAGAACUCAGACAUGAAAGAUAGUGGCAAGAAAUCCCACAGUAAACUAAUGAGCAACUUUGGUAAACAUAAGAAGGCAGGUAAACCAAGGUCCAAAUCUCAUAGCACAUCUGACGACGAGGAUUCUCAACAAAAUUAUUCUGGCAAGGAAGCUGGGCAACUAUGCAGAUUGGGCCGACGGAGAAAAACCAUGAAGCUGUGCCGUGAUCUUUCUGAUUUAGUGGUAUACACAAAUUCUGUGGCUGCUCAAGACAUAGUUGAUGAUGGAUCUGUGGGGAAUGUGCUGUCUUUCAGCGAGACAAGAGCUCACCAGGUUGUGCAACAGAAGGCAGAGCAGUUUAUGCUUUAUAACCAGAAGCAGCUCACCAGAAUCUAUCCAUCUGCAUACCGGAUUGACUCCAGCAACUUCAACCCUCUAGCCUACUGGAAUGUCGGCUGUCAGCUGGUGGCGUUAAACUACCAGUCUGAUGGGCGUGUGAUGCAGUUAAACCAAGCCAAAUUUAGUAUUAAUGGGAAUUGUGGAUACAUCCUGAAACCUCAGCAGAUGUGCAAAGGUACAUUCAAUCCUUAUUCUUCAGAUCCACUUCCUGCUCUCCCUAAGAAGCAACUUAUACUCAAAGUCAUCAGUGGGCAACAGCUACCUAAACCUCCAGAUUCCAUGCUAGGAGACAGAGGAGAGAUAAUUGAUCCCUUUGUUGAGGUGGAAAUUAUUGGGUUGCCAGUUGAUUGCUGCAAAGACCAGACCAGAGUAGUAGAUGACAAUGGUUUUAAUCCUGUUUGGGAAGAAACUCUCACUUUCACCGUCCACAUGCCUGAGGUAGCAUUAGUUCGGUUUCUUGUUUGGGAUCACGAUCCAAUUGGCCGAGACUUUGUUGGACAAAGAACUGUGGCCUUCAGCAGCCUUAUGCCUGGGUACCGGCAUGUUUACUUGGAGGGACUGACUGAAGCCUCUAUAUUUGUACAUAUAACCAUCAAUGAAAUUUAUGGAAAGAAGAAGAAUCAAACAACUAAAACUGACUUGGAUGAGAUCCCAGACACGUAUAUCCCAGUUGCCCAUAACAAGCAACUGAUAGGACUCAGGGGACUUUUUAACAAGAACCCCAAACAUAAUUCUGUGGAAAACAGUGCUAAUUAUGUUCGGAAAAGGUCAAUCGGGGAACGACUUCUCCGACGCACAGCCAGCGCUCCAGCAAAGGGCAGGAAGAAGAGCAAAAUGGGCUUCCAGGAAGCCACUGAGCUUAAAGAGAGUGCAUCUGAGGGAGCAGAUCUGAAAGACAAGGAAGGUGUUCUAAGGCGCACAAGCAGGAGUUUGCAAGCACGUCCCAUUUCCAUGCCGGUUGACAAAUAUCUUCUGGUGGGUUUGCCAUCCCCAGAUCAAGAUGCUACCACAGCUGCUGAUGCUACCAAAUCUAAAAAUACCUCUGCCAAAAGUAAAAAUGAUACAAGCAAGGAUCAAGCAAAUUCGAAAGAACUGGUCUCCUCUCCUCCAGAGAAAGAGUCUUUUACAAAGUUUGCAUCUCCAUUUAAAAAAGGUGUUCCCAAGACUGGCGGUUGUGCAACUUUACCUGUGUGUGAAAAGGCGGAAAGCUUGGACUUUGCAAUUGGAAUAGCUGAAACCUAUUUCUCCACUGAGUACUGGAAAAGUAAUAUUUCCAGUGCAGCUGCUCAUCUAAAGGAAGAACUUGAAAGAGAAAAAAAUGAAGACCUGUCUUGCAUGGCUCAAACGUCAAUGGAGGAUACUGUGCUAUCCAAAGAGCAAAAAACAGUAGCAGGAAGUUCUCUUCCUCAAGAAGAUAAAAAGCCUAACAUUGAAUCUCAUACAGUUGUUAAUAGUGCUCUAACUAAUUUAACAUUAGCUGAUGCAUCUUCUGCGACCUGUUAUGAUGUCCCUGACUUUCACUCCACACCUGCCAUGCAAGAUAGUGACAUUUCUCGCCUCAUUAAUGAGGUCUCUUUAACCAAUGAGACUGAUGUGGGUAGUUCUGUCUCAUCACUGAUAGAACACUUGGAUGUCACAAAUGACCAAAUGAAUUUGGCUGCAAUUUCUAGUCCUCCUGGAGUCAGCAGUAAGAACAUUAGUAUGAAGUCUACGUAUCUACCAAGUACAUUGCAAAACUAUCCAAAUACAGCUUUUGACCCCCAAGUUCCUAGUGUAACACCUAUUGUAUCAUUAUCAACACUAGAAGCAACUAUGACCUCCACCCCUGAGACAACAGGGUGUUCUCUGUACACAAUUAUCCAUGAGGCCUCUCUUUCUCCAGAUUCCAGCCAUGAAUUAGUGGACAAGGUUGCAAAAGACCAUUGUGCAAAAGACACCAAUGCAGUGCUUUCCUGCAUUUCACCAGGCAGCAUGCUGAAAGCAAACCCCAAAAGGAAGUGUGGGACAAACUGGGAAUCUCUUGACAAUAGCCACUCCAGCAUUUCUGACAGCUCAGACUUGGAGUACAAUAUAGCUGUCCCUUUCACUUGUGUAAAUUCUACAGGCAGCAGCCUUAUGGAGGUUGAUGGAGGGUUCCAAGACCUCUUGAUUACUGCAUUUGAAUAUAAGAGAGAAGACCUGAGCCAACUGGCUUCUCCUUUGAAACUCAAGCAUAAUCAGGACAGUCUGCACUAUAACGAGAGCAUCUUUGGGAACCUUAACAGUAAGGACCUCUGCAGUGCCAACCUAAUUGAGGAUUUCAAGUGUAGAAGUGAAAAAAAUCAAUAUCUUCCUUGUCCAGAACACAAAAAGGUUGAUCUUCUGUACAAUAAUUAUUUGCAGAUUUCAGAUACACAGAACAAUUUGUUAAACCUCUCUCAAAGAGUCACCAUGGACUCCUCUUUGAGGUCCAAGAAUGCUUUGCCUUAUCCUUCUCCCACAGCUCAAAAACAGCCAAGUCCGUGCAAAUCCAAAAGUCUUGGAGAUCUAACUUCAGAAGAUAUCUCUUGCAAUUUCGAAAGCAAAUACAAGUACAUUAGUCGAGGUUUCAUCACAUCUGGCAUGAGAGACAAGACGGUGGCUGCUCUGAAAGCUAAGAAGUCACAAGCUACAGAUCCUCUGACAGAACAGUUGAGAAAACUAGUGUCUUUUGAUCAGGAGGAUGGUUGCCAGCCAUUUUGUUCUAAAAAGAAUGACGAUUGCUCAAAAAUGUUGGUCCGAAAACUGUCUUCCAGGAGUCAGAGCAGAGUGCGAAACAUUGCUAGCCGUGCCAAGGAGCGACAAGAAGCCAGCAAGCAAAAACUUUCUAAUGCCAGUGGUAAUGUAACGGGGGUAGUCUUUAGAAAUAAGCCCUCUGUAUCUCCUCACAUUAUCAAUAGACAUUCCACUGGAUCGUACAUAUCUAGUUAUCUAGAUAACUUCAACGCAGAUGACCUAGAAGGCCGAGGUGUCCCAGAAGGUGCAUGUACAACUUUACGCUAUGGAUACAAUGAUCAGUUUUAUUCUGAUGACUCUCUUCUAGAUACCAAGUCAAGUGAAGAUGAUAAACCAGAAAUCUAUUUCCUUUUGAGACUGUAAAUUGUAUAAAUGUACAUCUUCAUUGUUUACAAGCUUUCUCACUGAAUGAAGGAUUAUCAGUAAGCAGUGCAACCAUGAGCAUUUAAAUUACUCAGAAAUGCAUUUUUCACAACUGGGAGUCUUGUCAUAAAUUAAUGUGCCCAUUUCCAUCAGAGUUUUUUGUAAAUAGAUGUUGUAAAACUUCAUGAAUGUUUUUUUUUUUUUUUAAAGAGAUCAUGCACAAACAUGAUGCAUUUGUUGUUGGUUGCAUGCUGUAGGUCAUGAUGUCUUGUAUUUGCAAUGCAUGUGCAACAGAAUGUGGAACAGAUAUCAGUCACUGUAAAAUGCUACAAUUAAUGCCAUUUCCCCUCCAUAUUCCUAUCAUUUAGCUAUCCUUAGGGAGUUCUAGAAUGGUUAUCAACUUAUGAUCUACCACAAGCCUAACCACAUGAUUAUUUUUCAGUCAACAGAGCCCUUUGCUAUUGAAGAAAACUGAUAAAUGCCGUAAAGUCUAAAUUAGCUAUUAGCUAUUUACACCUGUAAAUAGAUUUAUUUAAAUAAAUUUAAAUAGAUUUAAAUUUAUUAGAUACCAAUAGAUAAUAAUGGUAAGCUCCCACAGGUGACUGUACAGUAGGACUUAUACAGUGAUGAAAGCAAAUUUCCCCAAUCUCCAAAAUUAGCUGAAAAUCCUUCAAAGUGAAUUCAAUAAAUUUGAUGAAUUUAUGUAAUGCAUUUGAAAAUUUAUAAAUUUUGAGGGUGGAAAUUUUAAAUUCAGAAUGUGUUAUCUUUUCAAAUUUUGAAUUUUCACAUACAGAUUUCUGAGAAAAUAAGAACAUAGGAAGCUUCAUUUCUGGGCAUGGGACACAGAGCUCAAAUUUCAGUGGCACAUUUUAAAAUAUAAAUGUCUAUGUGAGAUUUGAUUUUAAGAAUUUGAAUUGUUUUGGGAAGUCACUUUAGUUCCAGUAUCUGUGAUGCACAAAUGAGAAGUAUCUGAUUGGCUUCUGGAGUUCUGAAUGAGCAAGGGCGACUUCUCUUCACUGUUGGAUCUCUUUUUGCCUUCCUAGUAUUGAAAAGAAUGAAACACCCAAAAUUCUAUAUUGAGUAUGGGAUUCCUUUGGAGCUUUGCCUAGUUCUGAGUUUGUUUUUGUUUUUGCUAAUUUUGAUUUAGCAGAACUCCUAAAAACUCCAGAUCUGCAGUUGCUGAUUUGCAUCAUUUACACAGCUUUACAGAACUCAUGCAGAUGUGUGCUGGAUAUCUGAAUCCCUUGUGGGGUACUUGAUUGUUUUGAACCAGUGUGGUUGAUAAAACUCUUACCAUACUUGGAGUAGUCCUUUAGGAGUGAAUGUUCUCUAAAAUGGUGAAUGAGUUCUGGCUUCUCCCAGUGGUUGUGUAAGCUAAAUGGAGUCUGAUUCUGUGAAAUUUAGCUGAAUCCUGCCCUACCAUCUAUAAUGGAAUUAAAGACUAGGAAUUUUCUAGGGCCAUCUCCUUGUUCUAACACACAAUGCCUAUGUGUAACUAAAUAAACAGCACUGCAGAACAUCUAGUGAUGACAAAAACAAAAUCCCAAAUACUAAAAUAUCAAGAAAAGAGGGGCACCAGGGAACUCUUGAAAUGAGCAUUCCUUCCUCCCCAAACAGGAAGUUCGUUUUUUUUUUUAAAGAACAAAGAACACACUGACAUAUUCACUUUUAACUCAGGCAUCAGAGACCAGCAUGCUCCUGAUCUCCUAAACACGUGCCACAGGCUUUCUCUUUCCUUCUCCUUCAUUAUGUCUGUAUCAGUGCUAACAAUAGUGGUUAACUAUAAUCAAGAAUAACCAUGUAACCAGGGUUUGAAACCAGGGUUGGAUGUGGGUUUCCCAAAUCCUUAUUAAGGAACCAGAGUAACAUUCACCAUGGUUAGCAUUGGUGCAGAUGUAUGAGGGUUAAAAGUAAUCAUAUAUACCAAGGAAGUGUGGGAGACGGGCGCACACACUGUAUACUCAUAAUAAAACCUAACCCAGGAUUCAUAGAAUGAUUAUGUCUUCCUAUCUUUCUUUUCUAUGGAAGCGUUUAACUCAGUAUGGUCUACACCGAAUAGUACCCAUCCUCCAGGUUUCAGAUGUUUAUUUUCCAGCCUUACCUGGAGAUGCCAGAUACUGAACCUGGGAUGUUCUGCAUGCAAAGCAGAUACUCUUCCAUUGAGCAGUGGUCCUUCCUCAUAUAUAUAUAUAUAUAUAUGUAACUGUUUACAUGUUGUUGGUAUCUAUUAAACUUCUCAGAAUAGGGAAGAAAUGAGAGCACAAAGCAAUUUUUUUUAGGGAAAAUUGUGCUUUCUGUAUAUUUGUUCAGUAUAUUUGGCUGUGAAUGUAAUUGAAGCACAGUAGCAAAGUGAUACACAGUUAAGCCACAUUUACUCCAUGCAGAACAGAAAAGAAGCAGCUGGGCUUUCUUAUCAUCCUGUGGUUUUGAGACAAGGGCUUUUUCUGUUUAAUGCUGAAAGAAGGGAGUGAUUGUAAAAAUAAAAACAAAAAGAAUGCCUGUCCAAACUCUUCUUGAUAAAUUAGAAUAAUGCACCUUUGUCCUAGGGGCUUUGUUUUCAUGGCAUGAUACAUUUUUUGUUCUAUGUAAAAGACCUGUACCUAUUACCUCUUUUCUUUUUUUAAUACAGGAUAUUCUUUGUAUUCAUGGAAGAGAAACAUUAAAAUAAAUUUUUAAGCA
Hemicordylus capensis (graceful crag lizard) is the source of this 8340-nucleotide messenger RNA. RefSeq names its product 1-phosphatidylinositol 4,5-bisphosphate phosphodiesterase eta-1-like. The transcript has 23 exons. The record is from RefSeq and is a predicted model, not a curated record. Gene Ontology annotation, molecular function: phosphatidylinositol-4,5-bisphosphate phospholipase C activity; calcium ion binding. Gene Ontology annotation, biological process: phosphatidylinositol-mediated signaling; lipid metabolic process. Lineage: Eukaryota; Metazoa; Chordata; Lepidosauria; Squamata; Cordylidae. The coding region runs from base 574 to 5661 and encodes 1695 amino acids.